CCUCACCCAGCGGGGGCGAGGACCGCGGGUCGCACUCCUCGGUCUGGGAGGCUGACCCUGCAGCCUCAGCGUCUCGCCCUGACUCUGAAACUUCUGGGCGAGGAGGAACCUGCCGCCCGCCCGCCCCCUCGCGCACAGGAUUCGCUCUUGAACUCCGCCGCGCCCGGGGUCCACCUUGCGCCGCCCUGAGCGCGGGCGUGGAGCAGCCAGCUGCCGGGAAACCCGAUGAACUCUCCAGAAAGGGCGUGACGGAGGGUCCAGCCGCCACGCUCGGCCCAGGCGCAGGGGUCCCCUUGGAGGAGCGUGGAGCUCGGGGCAGCGGAGCGCCGCAAGUGGUGGAGGAUGACCAAGAGGCCUCAGGGGACCUCCGCGCAGUAAUGCCAACAUGAUGUUUCACUCAAGUAGAAUGUGGAGCUGCCAUUGGAAAUGGAAGCUGUGUCCCCUCUCUCACCUUCUCUUCUUGGCCCUGUGUGUCAUUUGCGGUCCUCACUCAGUGCGAGGAUGUGCCAACUGCAGGGUCGUCCUGUCCAGCCCUUCUGGGACCUUUACUUCUCCGUGCUACCCCAACGACUACCCUAACAGCCAGGCUUGCAUGUGGACCCUGCGAGCCCCCACUGGCUACAUCAUUCAGAUAACGUUUAAUGACUUUGACAUUGAAGAAGCUCCCAAUUGCAUUUAUGACUCAUUAUCCCUUGAUAAUGGAGAGAGCCAGACUAAAUUUUGUGGAGCAACAGCCAAAGGACUAUCAUUUAACUCAAGUGCCAAUGAGAUGCAUGUGUCCUUUUCAAGUGACUUUAGCAUCCAGAAGAAAGGUUUCAAUGCCAGCUACAUCAGAGUUGCUGUGUCCUUAAGGAAUCAAAAAGUCAUUUUACCCCAGUCAGUAGAUGCUUACCAGGUAUCUGUUGCAAAGAGUGUCUCCAUUCCAGCGCUCAGUGCUUUCACGCUGUGCUUCGAAGCAGCCAAAGUUGGCAAUGAAGACAGUGACUGGGUGGCGUUCUCUUACUCAGAUGCAUCCCUCGAACCCUUGCUCACUUUUGGAAAGGCCAAUGGUGACUACUUCCUAAAUAUUUCUGGCUCAAAAUGCUGGCUGAAUAGCGCAUUACCUGUGAAAGAUAAAGAAGACAUUUUCACUGAAAGCUUUGAGCAGCUCUGCAUGGUCUGGAAUAAUUCUUUAGGCUCUGUCGGUGUCCAUUUCAAAAGAAUCUACGAAAUGGUCCCGUGUGAUUCUACCAUUAGUAAAGUCAUUCCUGGGAAUGGGAAAUUGUUGUUGGGCUCCAAUAAAAAUGAAAUCGCCUCCCUAAAAGGGGAUAUUUAUAACUUUCGGCUUUGGAAUUUUACCAUGAACUCGAAGAUCCUCUCCAACCUCAGCUGCAAUGUGAAAGGGAACGUGGUCGACUGGCAGAAUGACUUUUGGAACAUCCCAACCCUUGCUCUGAAAGCUGAAAGCAACCUAAGCUGUGGUUCCUACCUGAUUCCGCUCCCGGCAGCAGAACUAGCCAACUGUGCAGAACUGGGGACCCUCUGUCAAGCUACUGUAAACUCUGCUAGUACUACACCACCCACUGUCACCACUAACAUGCCUGUUACUAAUACAGUCGAUAAUCAAAUGAAUGAUGGAAUUAUAUAUAGAAUAUCCAUAGUGAUUCAAAAUAUCCUUCGUCACCCUGAGGUCAAGGUACAGAGCAAGGUGGCAGAAUGGCUCAAUUCAACCUUCCAGAAUUGGAACUACACCGUUUAUGUGGUUAAUAUCAGUUUUCACCUGAGCACGGGAGAGGACAAGAUUAAAGUCAAAAGAAGCAUUGUGAAUGAUCAAAGAUUGAUGAUUUGGGCCCUUCUAGUUUACAAUGCUACCAAUAAUGCCAACUUAGAAGGAAAAACCAUUCAACAGAAACUUUUAAAAAACAAUGAGUCCCUGAAUGAGGGCCUGAGGCUCUACACGGUGAAUGUGAGGCAACUGGGUAUUUGUGCUGCGGUGGAGGAACCCACAGGCUUUUACUGGCCAGCUAUCCCACCUUCUGAGUACACCCAUCCGUGUCCGGACAAGCCUGGCUUUUCUGUUACACGAAUAUGUUACGGAAAUCCUUCCAACACUUCAUUAGCCGAGUGGGGGCCCCUCGAUUUAUCCAACUGUACAAAGGAAGUAAAUGAAGUUGCUAAUCAGAUUUUAAAUUUAACUGCGGAUGCCCAGAACUUAACCUCAGCCAAUAUCACCAACAUUGUAGAACUGGUCAAAAGAAUUGUGAAUAGUGAAGAAAACAUUGAUUUAACACUCGGCUCGACUCUAAUGAAUAUAUUUUCUAAUAUCUUAAGCAGUUCAGAUAGUGACUUGCUUGAAUCUUCUUCUGAGGCUUUAAAAACAAUUGAUGAAUUGGCCUUUAAGAUAGACCUAAGUAGCACUCCGCAUGUGAAUAUUGCAACUCGGAAUUUGGCUCUUGGAAUAUCGUCCCUGAACCCAGAGACGAAUGCAAUUUCAAAUUUUAGCAUUGGUCUUCCAAGCAAUAAUGAAUCAUAUUUCCAGAUGGAUUUUGAGAGUGAACAAGUGGAUCCACUGGCUUCUGUCAUUUUGCCUCCAAACUUACUUGAAAACUUAAGCCAAGAAGAUUCUGUAUUAGUUAGAAGAGCACAGUUUACUUUCUUCAACAAAACUGGACUUUUCCAGGAUGUGGGACCCCAAAGAAAAACCUUAGUGAGUUAUGUGAUGGCAUGCAGUAUUGGAAACAUUACUAUCCAGGAUCUGAAGGACCCUGUUCAAAUUAAAAUCAAACACACAAGAACUCAGGAAGUGCAUCGUCCCAUCUGUGCCUUCUGGGAUUUGAACAAAAACAAAAGUCUUGGAGGAUGGAACACGUCAGGGUGCAUUGCGCACAACAGUUCAGAUGCAAGCGAGACCAUCUGCCUGUGUAACCACUUCACACACUUCGGAGUCCUGAUGGACCUUCCAAGAAGCGCCUCACAGAUCGACGCAAGAAACACGAAAGUCCUCACGUUCAUCACCUACGUCGGCUGUGGAGUAUCUUCCAUCUUUUCAGCGGCAACCCUGCUGACAUAUGUUGCUUUUGAAAAACUGCGAAGGGAUUAUCCCUCCAAGAUCCUGAUGAACCUGAGCACAGCCCUGCUGUUCCUGAACCUGACCUUCCUCCUGGAUGGCUGGGUCACCUCCUUCGGCAUGAAGGGACUCUGUGUUGCAGUGGCUGCUCUCCUCCACUUCUUCCUUCUGGCAACCUUUACCUGGAUGGGGCUGGAAGCCAUUCACAUGUACAUUGCUUUAGUGAAAGUAUUCAACACUUAUAUUCGCCGGUACAUUCUAAAAUUCUGCAUCAUAGGCUGGGGUUUACCUGCCUUGGUGGUGUCCAUUAUUCUGGCAAGCAAAAAUCAAAAUGAAGUCUAUGGAAAAGAAAGCUACGGGAAAGAGCAAGGUGAUGAAUUCUGUUGGAUUCAGGACCCAGUGGUAUUUUACGUGGCCUGUGCCGGGUAUUUUGGAGUCAUGUUUUUCCUCAACGUCGCCAUGUUCAUUGUGGUGAUGGUGCAGAUCUGUGGGAGGAAUGGCAAGAGAAGCAACCGGACCCUGAGAGAAGAGGUUUUGAGGAACCUGCGCAGCGUGGUCAGCCUGACCUUCCUGCUGGGCAUGACUUGGGGUUUUGCUUUCUUUGCCUGGGGACCCUUAAAUGUAGCUUUCAUGUACCUCUUCUCCAUCUUCAACUCACUGCAAGGAUUAUUUAUUUUUAUCUUCCACUGUGCAAUGAAAGAGAAUGUCCAGAAGCAGUGGAGACGGCAUCUCUGUUGUGGCCGAUUUCGAUUAGCAGAUAAUUCAGAUUGGAGCAAGACAGCUACCAAUAUCAUCAAGAAAAGCUCUGACAAUCUGGGAAAAUCUUUGUCUUCAAGUUCCAUUGGUUCUAACUCAACCUAUCUUACAUCCAAAUCUAAAUCCAGCUCUACCACCUAUUUCAAAAGGAACAGCCACAUGGACAGUGCUUCCAUGGACAAGUCCUUGUCAAAACUGACCCAUGCUGAUGGAGAACAAACAUCAAUCAUCCCUGUCCAUCAGGUCAUUGAUAAGGUCAAGGGUUAUUGCAAUGCUCAUUCAGAUAACUUCUAUAAAAACAUCAUCAUGUCAGACACCUUCAGCCACAGCACAAAAUUUUAAUGUCUUUAAUAUAAGAAAAAGGAAAAUCAGUUUCCAGAAGUGUGAAGAUCUGCAUGCAGUGUAAACCAUGACUAGCAGAUAGAAAUGUGCUAUUACCUAGGUAACUGCAUACAGAUGAGGGGUGUGUUUUGUUAAGAAGGCUUUUGUGAAAUUUACAAUUCAUCGUUUCAGUAUAUUUCUUCCAAGGGGGUCUUUCCAUCAUCACUGGACUUCAGUACUGAGAGCAAUACGACUCAGUAAGCCAGGGAGACAUUAUUUUUUGAAUGUAUGAUUGAAUCAAACUAAUCAGAACUCAGGGGAAGGUACUAAAAUUAGACAACAGGGGAGGGAACAAAGCCAAGGACAAACUCUAGUUUAGACUCAUCUACCAACCUCCUGGUGAGGCGUGGAUGUAGCCAUUUUUAUAUCAUCUUUCUCAACAAUCAGAAGUGUAAUAAUAUUUGUAACAGUUUUGGAUGCCGACAUAUUUCAUCCAGAGCUACUUUCUGUGAAUGCAUCAGCAUUUUUUUUCUUUUUCAAUGAAAUUUCAACCACAAAUAGAAAAAAAAAAAAGCUUAAUAUUUAACCCUAAGAGUAAAAGGGAUUUUUUU
This is a messenger RNA of Ictidomys tridecemlineatus (thirteen-lined ground squirrel), 4734 nucleotides long. RefSeq names its product adhesion G protein-coupled receptor G6 (gene Adgrg6). Gene Ontology annotation, molecular function: G protein-coupled receptor activity; laminin binding. NCBI's taxonomy places the organism in Eukaryota, Metazoa, Chordata, Mammalia, Rodentia, Sciuridae. The record is from RefSeq and is a predicted model, not a curated record. Gene Ontology annotation, cellular component: plasma membrane. Gene Ontology annotation, biological process: myelination in peripheral nervous system; heart trabecula formation; cell surface receptor signaling pathway.